Molecule: messenger RNA, 3387 nt
Organism: Equus quagga
Lineage: Eukaryota; Metazoa; Chordata; Mammalia; Perissodactyla; Equidae
Gene: USP11
Product: ubiquitin specific peptidase 11
Exons: 20
Coding region: 118-3003 (961 amino acids)
Biological process (GO): protein deubiquitination
Molecular function (GO): cysteine-type deubiquitinase activity
Source: RefSeq, a predicted model, not a curated record
CCCCCCGGCCGUUUGGGGGGCUCUGUUUCCGUUUCCGGGACCUGAAUCCGGAAGUGGCCGUUGAGGGGCCUCUUCCUAUCUUCAGCUGCUGCGGCUGUGAGAGGACGGUGAACGGCCAUGGCGGCAGUCGCAGCAGAUCCGGCGGCUGUGGAUGCGGCCGAGGACCGAGAGCCACAGCGCAAAGCCGUGCCGGGCCUGGAGAGCCAGCGGCGCCAGAUCAAGAGCAGCGAGAGUGGGCGAGAGCGUCCCCUGCGGGCCGGCGAAAGCUGGUUCCUCGUGGAACAGCACUGGUACCAACAGUGGGAAUUGUACGUGCAGGGAGGAGACCAGGACUCCAGCACCUUCCCUGGCUGCAUCAACAAUGCUAAGCUCUUUGAAGACCAGGUAAACUGGCGCCUCAAGAAGGGACUGGUGGAAGGUGAGGAUUAUGUGCUGCUCCCAGAGGCUGCUUGGCAUUACCUGGUCAGCUGGUAUGGUCUAGAGCAUGGCCAGCCGCCAAUUGAGCGCAAGGUGGUUGUGCCUUCGUCUUUGUGUAUAUGCUGUGUGGGUACACCUGCGUAUGCGCCCUUCCAGGUCGUGGAGCUGCUCAGUAUCCAGGAGGUCGAGGUGUACCCAGUAGAACUGCUGCUUGUCCAGCACAGUGAUAUGGACACACCUUGCACUGCUCAAUUCAGCCACACAGAUUCUGUUGACCUAGUUUUGCGUACCGCUCGAGAGCAGUUUCUGGUGAGCCCCCAGGAAGAGACACGACUGUGGGUCAAGAACGCAGAGGGCUCUUUUGAGAGGUUGUGCAACACACGUGUCACAGUGCUCGACGCCGCCCUCAAGACUGGGCAGCUGGUUGUCAUGGAGACCCGAAACAAGGAUGGCACUUGGCCCAGCGCACAGCCGCAUACCACGAAAAGUGCAUCAGAGGAUGAGAACUUCCAGGGCCAGCCAGGCAUCUGUGGUCUCACCAACCUGGGCAACACGUGCUUCAUGAACUCAGCCCUGCAGUGCCUCAGCAAUGUGCCACAGCUCACUGAGUACUUCCUCAAAAACCGCUACCUGGAGGAGCUCAACUUCUGCAACCCACUGGGCAUGAAGGGUGAGAUUGCAGAGGCCUAUGCAGACCUGGUGAAGCAGGCGUGGUCUGGCCACCACCGCUCCAUCGUGCCCCAUGUGUUCAAGACCAAGGUCGGCCACUUUGCGUCCCAGUUUCUGGGCUACCAGCAGCAUGACUCACAGGAACUGCUGUCGUUCCUCCUGGAUGGGCUGCAUGAGGACCUCAAUCGUGUCAAAAAGAAGGAAUAUGUGGAGCUAUGCGAUGCGGCUGGGCGACCAGAUCAGGAGGUCGCUCAGGAGGCCUGGCAGAACCACAAACGGCGGAACGAUUCUGUGAUCGUGGACACUUUUCAUGGCCUCUUCAAGUCCACGCUGGUAUGCCCUGAUUGUGGUAACGUGUCUGUGACCUUUGACCCCUUCUGCUACCUCAGCGUCCCACUGCCUGUCAGCCACAAGAGGGUCAUGGAGGUCUUCUUUGUCUCCAUGGACCCCCGCCGCAAGCCAGAGCAGCACCGGCUAGUGGUCCCCAAGAAAGGCAAGAUCUCGGAUCUGUGUGUGGCUCUGGCCAAACACACUGGUGUCUCGCCAGAAAGGAUGAUGGUGGCUGAUGUCUUCAGUCACCGCUUUUAUAAGAUCUACCAGCUGGAAGAGUCUCUGAGCAGCAUCUUGGAUCGAGAUGAUAUCUUCAUAUAUGAGGUGUCGGGCAGGUCUGCUAUCGGUGAGAACUCCAGAGAGGAUGUUGUCCUUCCUAUCUACCUGCGGGAGCGCACCCCAGCCCGGGACUACAACAACUCCUACUAUGGCCUGAUGCUCUUUGGGCACCCGCUCCUGGUGUCUGUGCCCCGGGACCGGCUCUCCUGGGAUGCCCUAUAUCACAUCCUCCUGUACCGCCUCUCACGCUAUGUGACCAGACCUAGCUCAGAUGACGAGGAUGAUGGGGAUGAGAAAGACCUGGAGGAUAAGGACAACAUCCCCAAGCCUGGACACGUGGCUGGGGGCAGCUCCCAAGACCCUGGGCCCGAGCAGGCUGGGCCCAGCUCUGGAGUUGCAGGCGGGAGCCGGGCCCCUGUGGACAACUCCCCUGGACCAUCUCACUGGCCCCAGAGGGCACGGCGCAAGCACCUGUUUACCCUGCAGACAGUGAAUUCCAACGGGACCAGCGACCGCUCGACUUUCAACGAGGAUACCCAUGGUGUCUCCUUCAGCUGUGAGCCAGGGUUGGGGAGGCGGGAGGGGGGUUUCCUUGGCAGCAGGGCCCAUGACCACCUCCCCUCGCCCCCAGCCCAGCCGUACAUUGCCAUCGACUGGGAACCAGAGAUGAAGAAGCGUUACUAUGACGAGGUGGAGGCUGAGGGUUAUGUGAAGCAUGACUGCGUUGGGUAUGUGCUAAAGAAGGCUCCGGUGCGGCUGCAGGAGUGCAUUGAGCUCUUCACCACUGUUGAAACCCUGGAGAAGGAAAACCCCUGGUACUGCCCCUCCUGCAAGCAGCACCAGCUGGCCACCAAGAAGCUGGACCUCUGGAUGCUGCCUGAGACACUCAUCAUCCACCUGAAGCGCUUCUCCUACACCAAGUUCUCCCGCGAGAAGCUGGACACCCUUGUGGAGUUUCCGAUCCGAGACCUGGAUUUCUCUGAGUUUGUCAUCAAGCCGCAGAACGAGUCGGCCCCAGAGCUGUACAAAUAUGAUCUCAUCGCCGUUUCCAACCAUUAUGGGGGCCUGCGUGAUGGACACUACACGACGUUUGCCUGCAACAAGGACAGUGGCCAGUGGCACUACUUUGAUGACAGCAGCGUCUCGCCUGUGACUGAGAAUCAGAUUGAGUCCAAGGCAGCCUAUGUCCUCUUCUACCAACGCCAGGACGUGGCGCGUCGCCUGCAACCCCAGCCUGCCUCAUCUGACCCCCCAGCAUCCCUGGGCUCCAGUUCCCCACCCAACUCUGAGUUCAUGGAUGUAAACUGACAGGCCCUGGCUCCGCCACAGGGAAGGACGCCAUCUCUGCUCUCUUCUACCCCGUAUCCAUCCCCAUCCUCUUACCUCUGUUAGGUUCCCCGUGCCAGGCAUCACAGGCUUAGUUGUGGCUACUGUUCUCCUGUGCCGCUAUAUUGCUCUCUCCCAGAGAAGACGACGUCGUGUCUCCUCCCAGCAGUGUGUUCCCCGCCUGUGUUUGCCCCUUAGAGCUUUCACCUUCCCUUCUCUUCUCUAUUUAUGGUUGUCCCUUUCCCUCCGUCCUCAUCUUGGGGUGUUCUGAGCCGGGUGUGGUGGGUGCACCUGAACACAGAGUGUAUUUUCUUAUCAAGACCUGUACCUUCCACUCUGUAUAUAUAAAGUGCCAGUGUGUUCCUC